This is a messenger RNA of Pseudocercospora fijiensis CIRAD86, 1761 nucleotides long. RefSeq lists its product as uncharacterized. The transcript has 12 exons. NCBI's taxonomy places the organism in Eukaryota, Fungi, Ascomycota, Dothideomycetes, Mycosphaerellales, Mycosphaerellaceae. The record is from RefSeq and is a predicted model, not a curated record. The coding region runs from base 1 to 1761 and encodes 586 amino acids.
AUGCAAAUCUUGCAUCAUCGCGCUGCUAACCCUUUAAAUAGAACCUGUGACUCCAGAUAUCAACAUCUAUAUCCACGUCAACAUCAACACCCCCUCGACCUGGCGAGCGAGCUCGAGAAGGUCGCACUCUGCGAUAUUGUCAGCAACCUCGUGGCCCAAGAAGUCGCGAUCACUUCCGCCCGAAACUUCUGGGACGCCGCCUCGACUGCCGCCUCGACUCGUGGUUACGAGCGCUCAGGCCCGGAGAUCCGCUAUAUCUUGAACAAGUGCCAUCAAGAAGGCCGCGCUGUGGCUAAUGCCACUCGCUAUAUCCAAGACAAGAUGCGCGUUGGAGGCGGUAAAUGCCCGGGUAAAAUUUCGGACUACAAUGCACCAGGAUUCGUUAGCGAGGAUCAGAAAAAGCGCCUGGAGGAGACAGCUAAGGCGGUUGCGCUGAUGGACGAGAAUGGAGAGGGCAAAGGCUACGAGAUGAGUUUUCAUACAGGCGAAGAAGACGAGCUUAGCAUAUCACCUAGCCAGGACCCCUCGAAUGAAGACGACGAUGACCUUGCCAUCCGCGUUGCGACAAUGCAGUGGAAUUUCUUCGCGCUUAUAUACCCUAAAAUUUUGUUGCUUGGCAACGGUGAUGCAUAUGAAAAGCUUGGCGUUCCGCGUUUACAAUCCCUCCCUCCAGCUUCUUGGAAGCCGCACAUUCUUGUUUGUCUAUGCCCCAUCAUAUCGAUUCUCGUUGAUGAGGAUUAUGUUCUGCGUGCCCGUCGCCGUUCGGCUCAAAUGAUAUUCCAGAGAACAAUGCCCCGGAAGGCAGUCUUGGAGCCGAAUCGUUGGGCGAGCAAGACUGCAGUCCCAGUUGAGCCUAUCAAGUUGCCGGUCGCGUCGACGAAUGAUGUUGGACUUGGUGGAGAGACAGCUGCUGAUUCGGAAAUAGCUGGUAGCAAGCAUUCCUGCCAUACCAGAAAUAGAGUUGAGAUGCCAAGCCAAGGUGAAUGGCAAGGAGGGAGGAAGCAAGCACGCAUGUGCACUUCGCUCCUGCAUGGACCAGAACCAGGGUUGCCGCGUGUGCACCUGCACGUCGUACCGCUCCCGCUCGCAUUGAAAGCCGAAGAACAGCCGCUCCCAGGCGAUGUGGUAGGCUAUAAAUGCUCUUCCCUUCUCACAAUGGUGUUCGUCCUCGCACCGCACACAUCACCUCGACAGAAUCGCUUCAAAAUUCUCCUUCGGUCACGGCAGCUGCUUCAGAUGAACGCCCAAGUCGUAGUCGUCUGCGUGAUCGUGGGCGCAGGCGCCGCCGUGCUGAUCGGAUAUGCCACAACACGCUACUUCUUCGGCAACACCUCCAACAAUGACGGGCCCACGGAUGAGUUCAACCAGGCAGCAUAUAUGCGUGAAGUCAGACUUCGCAAUGUCGAGCAAAUAGGCGCUAUAAACGGCUAUGGUCACCGACAUAUGGCAAGACUGACUCUUCUUUCCAGGCACGGGCUCGGGCGGACGCUUACUCUGAUCACACCUCAAUGGCUUAAGAAGCCGCAAGGCAAGCAGAUCCACUCCAUAUCUCAUUCGCCACGUCUGACAGCGUUGCAGGGUUACCAGAGUUUCCAUAAGCAAGCAUCACAGCGCAUAAUCCGAGAUGGUCUUGAUCCGACUUCCAUCCGCGCCAUCCAAAUAUCGAGUGACCCGAACUUCGAAGCAUAUAGCAGACCUAUUCGCCAGCAGCUCAAAAUUCAGAGCUAUGGCGAGAAGUUGGAGUCGAGGCCGGAGAGAUAG